Messenger RNA from Strongyloides ratti, 1284 nucleotides. Its product is annotated as LD48048p. The coding region runs from base 1 to 1284 and encodes 427 amino acids. Gene Ontology annotation, biological process: endoplasmic reticulum unfolded protein response. Gene Ontology annotation, molecular function: protein binding. The record is from RefSeq and is a predicted model, not a curated record. The transcript is spliced from 3 exons. Lineage: Eukaryota; Metazoa; Nematoda; Chromadorea; Rhabditida; Strongyloididae.
AUGGAUUCGGAAACUUCAUCAAAUACAGAUAUCGUUGAAUUUACCAUUCGUUCAGCUUUCCAAUCUUUUGACGAUCACAAGGUUAAAUGUUCAUUGGAAUGGACUGUUCUUGAUAUGAAAAAACAUUUACAGGAAACUUGCCCAUCAAAUCCGGAAGCAACAAAACAAAAGUUAAUUUUUUUAGGUAAAUGUUUAAAUGACUCACAAACUUUAAGAGAUAUAUUAAUGUCCCAUCAACGACAAUUAAGUGAAAAUUACAAUUCAUCAUCACUAUCAGAACAAGGCAAUGAUGAUUCAUUGGAUUUAGAGACACCAAAAAUUAUUCAUUUAGUUGUUCCAAUAGAAAAACAAACAACUGAAGAUAGAAAUGUUCGGGAGAAUGAAGAGAAUGAAUCACAAAAUAGGAGAGAUGAUCAGGCACAAAGUGGUAAUGAUACGGAGGAAAGUAACUCUUCCAAUAACGAACCUCCAUCAUCUUCAGAGGGAAUCCCAAAUAUACCUGGUUUUGUUAGUCCAACAAUUACAAAUUACGAUCCAUCAAAUCCAUAUCAUAUUUAUUAUCAGACGUAUCUAACACAAUUAAUUCAAUACCAACAUUAUUAUGCCAAUUCUUUGCGCCAAGAAUUAGGAUUAAGGGAAACUUCACCAAUGCCAUCAUUUCCAUCAAUGAAUAUUUCAUUUCAAACAAAUGUUCAACAACCAAAUAAUGUAAAUAAUGGAGGUUUUGACAAUGGAAAUAAUAAUAAUCAAGGAAAUAAUGUUAGAUAUAAUGAUAUUGUUAGAAAUUUUAAUGGACUACGCGUUGGUUUUAUGGGUAUUUUGUUAUCUGUUCUUCGAUUUUCUGCUCUUACAUUAUUGAUGAUGAAUUAUGUAACAUUUGACAGACUUUCAAUUGUUAUUGGUAUUAUUACUGUUAUGUGGAUUUUGAAAAUUUACAGAGAUAGGGGACAAGUUGUUGCUAAUAAUAAUAAUGACGAAAAUGAAAGAAAUUUGAAUGUAAAUCAACAACAACAACAGCAACCACCAAAUGAGAGUGUUAACAAUGGAGGAACAGAAAAUGCUCCUGAAGAUGAAAGAGAUACUCUUCUACAACCUGAAAAUAAUAAUGAAGAAGAAGUAUUUGAAGGUGAAAGAAAUGAGGAAGGACAAAGAAAUGAUUUACAACCUGAAGAAAUGAUAAGAAAUGAAAACAUCUUAAUUACUGCUUGGAACACAUCUCUAAAUUUAAUAACUUCAUUUAUCUAUUCAAUCAUCCCAGAAAAUGCAGGUAAUGUAAAUCAAUGA